GAUUCAACCGACGAUCCAUUUGACGUUUUGAUUCGAAAAUUUUUGCCGCUACAAUUUUUUUUUGUUUUUUACAGAGAAGUUCUUGGAUUUUCUUUUACAAUUUUCUCUGUUUUGUAAAUUAUGAUUAUGUUUUACAUGCCGCGCCUGAAGGUUCGCGAUAAGAUUUUCAAGCUGGCCCCGGGAUUCAACAUCAUCGGUUCCCAGGAAGCUUCCUCUGAACAUUCCAUUGUUCUCAAUGACGCGACAAUUGAUGGGAAGCACGCUGUGGUGCGAUUUGAUCCCAUUAAGAAUGUCAGCGAAGUCAUGGAUCUCCUGUCCAGGGGUGGAACAGUGAUAGAUAAAACUCCAUUGCCUACGUUGGAGUGGAGAGAUCUUCAGCACGGACAGACGAUUUUAUUCGGUACAGAAACCGCGACGUUCCUCACGGAAAUCGGAAGAGAUUCCACAGAUGUGCAGCAUUCCGGAAAUGAUUACGAUCAAUCCGACGUGAUCCCUGUAAGUCAAAUUGUGCAAUUUCCUCCAAGACGUACAUACGAUGUCAUUGUUCCCGAUACACAGGAUGAAGAAACUGAGCCGGAGAGCGCCAUUGAAGACGUAACACUGCCGGAAACUCAACAUCCUGGCACAUCUCUCUGUGAUACUGAUCUGGAUACCUUGGAGAGGGACAUUAGUAUGGCAAUUGAGAUGUCAGAGAAGCAGAUGCAGUGCAUUCCGGAAACGCAGGAUGUCUCGGAGGGGCAGAAGAGUGUGCAGGAGCACAUUGACCUUCCGGAGACGCAAAUCACAAAAUCACAGAGAUCUCCUGGGAAUUCUUUGGGGAAUUUCAUUGAGGACGAUGACUGGGAUUACCCAACGGAACCUUUCAUCCCAUUGGGGAGAAAAGUUGAAGCAGCGAUUUGUGAUUCUCAGGAUCUCUUGGGGAUGGCUGAAUGGUCAUCUACAGAGCGAAUGACUGAGAAGAAGCUGAAGGAUGUGUCACCGGAAAGUCCUCUGGAAAGUGAGGUGAUGAACAAAUCACGAAGUCAUGAAGUUUCUCAGCAAUUAAUCAUUCCCAACGAUGAUGGGGAUGAUACGGAUUGCGAGGAAGAACUCAUAACAGCCAUUGAAGUGAAGGUGGAACAAACAUCAACGCCCAUUAAGGAGCCCCCUUGCCCACAGCAGGCUCCAAUGCAGCCAUUUGUGAGCAUUCCCCGCGUGAAUUCCAUCUACGACGUGGAAACACAGCCCAAUGAUCCACCAGCAGCUGAAGAACAUUCAUUUUUGGUACCAAAGCUACCAUUUGUGAAGGUCCCUCGUAUAAAUCCCGCCUACUACGUUGAGACACAGCCACAGGAACCAGUGGAAGUUCCCAAAGGUAUCCAAGAAGCAAAGUUGCUGACAUUCCCGAAGAAUUCUUCCCUCGAUGUUGCCUACCAGGCGGCAACGCAGCUCAAUGAAAAUCCCAUUGAGGGCUCGAUAUUCAGCGAUUUCUCCAGCACAGAUGAACUGUCAGACUUAUCAACACCUCCGUGUGCCAUAAAGCUCCCCACAAAGACAUCAAUCGCGUGCUUCCUGAAGAAUAAACCAAAGGAGCUGAAGAGGAAAGCAUCUGCACCACUUCUUUUCCCCGAAUCGGAUUCUGAAGACGAUUUCGGUGAAGCUUUCGGGGAAACAUCGCAAAAUAUGAAGGAAAAAACUCCCCAGAAGACUCUCUCAGCUGCAACCAGGGCAAGAUUGAGGGAUAUAACAAUUCUCAAUUCACCAGAUGUCUUUGAAUCUCAGGAUGUUGCAAUGAUUACAAAGCCACGAAAGAAACGCGCAAAGACUGUUAAAUUUACGGUAGAACCAGAAAAGGAUGAUCCACCAAAAAGUCCGAACCUCCUGGCUGGAGAUCUAUCGUUUUACCUGACACAGCAGUUUUCCUUCCCAGAUGCCCCAGAAGAGGAAGCUCAGCAAGUCCGGGAAUUAGCUGAGUGUGCAUGGAAGAAGUAUUCCUGUAACUAUGUGUUAAAUCCACACCAUCACCAUUUUAUUCCUGAAUCCUGCACAAAUCCUCUGAAUUCCAUCACGUUUGCUUGUUUCAUUUUUUUUGUUUUAAAUUGGAGUGCUGCAAUUGGUGCCAGCGGUGGGACAAAAUUCUUCAUGGCCUGCUUUGUUAAUAACCAUUCUUUUAUUUUUCUUCCCUCUCUGUGACUCAAAAAGUGUUUUUGUGCGAAUUUUUUUAGCUGAAUUCUAAAGUUUCUGUGCUUCCGUAGGAAUCAGACGAACCGAUAAAAUUGAGACGUUCAAAGAGGCAGGUAAAGAGAGUCUCCAAAAACGAUUUUGAUUACGAAGAGGAGCCACCGAAGGCCUCAAAGAAGAAGCGAAAUCGCUGAAAGGAGAUCACAAAUGGAUUCAAAUCUCUCUUAAACACUUCCAAUGUACAAAUUUUUGUAUUAAAAGGGAAAGAAUCUCCCGGAAACCCCAUUGAAGGCGGAAAAUAAAAUACUUUUGUUGCUAAA
Messenger RNA from Lutzomyia longipalpis, 2480 nucleotides. RefSeq lists its product as uncharacterized. NCBI's taxonomy places the organism in Eukaryota, Metazoa, Arthropoda, Insecta, Diptera, Psychodidae. Bases 121 to 2172 code for a protein of 683 amino acids. The record is from RefSeq and is a predicted model, not a curated record. Gene Ontology annotation, molecular function: protein binding. The transcript has 4 exons.